ACCAGAUAUAUCAUCUCAUGGUUUCCUCGUUCCCUAAAGAGCGCUAAAUUACGCGAAGGAUGCGCAGUGCGCACCCUCUUCUAUUGUCUCUUUAGAGUUAGCAAGUUAAGCUAGUAGCUUCGUAUAAAUUAGACUCAUCAUUACUCCCAAUCCUUCGCUCUCGUGCUUUUUCGGGUCGGGUCAAUUCCUCGGCAAAGUUUGAUUCGAGUGAGAAUUUCGUUUCCCUGGAAACAAACACUCGCCAAUCUCCGAUGCGAAUCGUUUCCUCCUUCGGUUGAUGACGAUCGUCAGUAUAUGCCGCCCUGUGCAUUCCCCUUGGGAUCAACCAAUGGAUCGCUGCUUCCGAAUUUUUCCAUGCCUAGCCGAUCCUGCUCGAAGGUCUUCGUUGUGCUUGAAAUUGGCGUUGGUGACGAUUCACCUGGCUUAUGCUGGUGUUCUUUUCUUAUUCGAUGGAGAUCUGAUAGAAAAAACUAAGAAGGAACCGUGGUACACUGUUUUAUACUUGCUGCUGUUCGUUCUUACUUUAAUACAAUACUUUGCUACCUCUUUUUCUUCUCCAGGUUAUGUCGUUGAUGCCAUGAUGACUGUUAACGAGAGUAAUGUAGUAUACAGAAAGGCGCCAGAAACAUCAAAUCAACCAGCCUCAAGCAAAAAUGGGAGCUUUGUUGUUUCCAUGGAAGGAAAUCAGAUGGGAAGAAAUAGUUCAGGAAGUAAUGCAACGUCUUGGUCAAAGUUGGUGGCCGAAUUGUAUCCUUAUGGGACAACAAUCAGAACAUGGACAUGCACCUACUGCAAUGUGGAGCAGCCUCCACGAGCAAAGCAUUGUCAUGAUUGUGACAAGUGUGUUCUUCAAUUUGAUCAUCAUUGUGUUUGGCUUGGUAACUGCAUUGGGCAGGGUAACCAUUGUCGAUUUUGGUGGUAUCUUUGUGAAGAGACAGCAUUGUGCCUCUGGACUGGUGUCUUGUAUAUUUCAUACCUGAAGGCUCACAUUACAAGGGUUUGGUGGCAGGAUGCAAUCAUGAUACUACUCUUGAUCACUCUUGCAAUUGCUCUCAUCUUUCUGCUCCUCCUACUGCUAUUUCAUAGUUAUCUUAUUUUGACAAAUCAGACCACCUAUGAACUUGUAAGGAGAAGACGAAUUCCUUAUCUAAGGGCGAUUCCUGAAAGAGUGCAUCCAUUCAGUAAGGGAAUUUGUAGAAAUUUAUACAGCUUCUGCUGUGCUAGGUACAGCAUAUACGAUUUGGAAUCCCUACCUACCCCUCAAGAGAUAGAGGAAAAGUCAAAGCCGUACACAUGCUCGGAUGCUGUAACUUGUCGUUGUUGCUGAUGGUUUAAGUAUUGUUUAAGUAAAAGUCUUUCCUCCAACAACAGUUUAAUUGUGAAAAAACAGAAAUAUGUUGAGCACCCGUUUGCUUAGGUGGGUAGGUGUUACUUAGGGCUAUUUGCUAUAUGAUUUAUCUUCAGUAAUUCAUUCUUUGCCUAAUUUUUGGAGGUUGAUGUUCCACGUUUGAUGUACAGUUGCAAUGUUAGUAUGUUCUUUUGCUUUUUCUUGUUAAUCUGUAGACCUAGAUAUACAGCUAUUAUCACUGACUACUGUUAGGGGAACGAAAGAGACAAUACAGUAUUUUAGUUGCAUGCAUACAUGUUUUUUAACUUAUCUAGCCCCACCCCUGGUUGCAAGCAGUUGAAGUGGCAGAUUUGGCGUUCUUAUAUUAUUUUUGUAGGUAUUGAAGUACUCAUGAGAUUAACAUGGCAUGGCGAGUGACAAAAGAAAGACUUAACACGCUUGUGGGAAGCAUGUCAUGAAAUGUUUCUGUUGCUAUUUCUGCUUCCCUACAUUCAAAGUGAUGGCAAUCAAAUUGUAGAGCUUGCUACUGAAGCAAUAUUGGACAUUAGAAUUUGGUAUGGGUAUUUCCAAGAUUUCUUAAAACGAUACAGCUCAUCAUAUGAAAAUUUUUCAUUGAAAGAGAGGAGAAAAACAGUAGUGGAAAAAGUUACCUAUCUGGUCUUGCUGUGU
Messenger RNA from Abrus precatorius (Indian licorice), 2017 nucleotides. RefSeq names its product protein S-acyltransferase 10. The record is from RefSeq and is a predicted model, not a curated record. The transcript is spliced from 11 exons. Bases 278 to 1327 code for a protein of 349 amino acids. Gene Ontology annotation, molecular function: protein-cysteine S-palmitoyltransferase activity. NCBI's taxonomy places the organism in Eukaryota, Viridiplantae, Streptophyta, Magnoliopsida, Fabales, Fabaceae. Gene Ontology annotation, cellular component: Golgi apparatus; endoplasmic reticulum. Gene Ontology annotation, biological process: protein targeting to membrane; peptidyl-L-cysteine S-palmitoylation.